GUGAAAUGGGUUUGAAUACUACGCUAGGACAGACGUGUCCUUCUCCAAUGAAGCCUACUUCAAAUGGCUUACUACAGGGUGAUAGUCCUCUUGAUUUUGCACUUCCUCUUGCCAGUUUGCAAAUAUGUUUGGUGAUUGUUCUCACAAGGGGUCUCGCUUUUCUUCUAAGACCAUUAAGACAGCCACGCGUGGUUGCUGAGAUUAUUGGGGGAAUUUUACUUGGACCAUCAGUGCUGGGUCGAAGCAAGAGUUUUCUGCAAACUGUAUUCCCAUCCAAGAGUCUAACUGUGUUGGAUACAAUGGCAAAUUUUGGCCUUAUUUUCUUUAUGUUCCUUGUGGGUUUAGAAUUGAAUCUUAAGUCUCUUCGUCAAACUGGGAAAAAGGCCCUUGGCAUUGCUAUUGCAGGAAUUGGCCUUCCUUUUGCAUUAGGAAUUGGUACAUCUUUUGUCCUCCGAGAAAGUAUCUCUGAAGGCGUGGAUGGUAGCUCAUUCCUUGUAUUCAUGGGCGUGGCCCUUUCUAUAACUGCUUUCCCUGUCUUAGCCCGUAUUUUGGCUGAGCUGAAGCUUUUAACCACUGAUGUUGGCAGAAUGGCUAUGUCAGCUGCGGCAGUUAACGAUGUGGCUGCAUGGAUUCUACUUGCCCUUGCCAUUGCCCUCUCUGGAUCCAAUCAUUCUACUCUUGUUCCAUUUUGGGUUUUACUGAGUGGGUGCACCUUUGUCGUUUGUUCAAUAAUCAUUGUUCCACGGAUUUUUAAUUGGAUGGCUCGACAAUGCCAUGAAGGUGAGCCAGUAAAGGAAACAUAUAUUUGUGCUGCAUUAGCUGCUGUUCUGGCUGCAGGGUUUCUCACUGAUGCUAUCGGAAUUCAUGCCAUGUUUGGUGCUUUUGUGAUUGGAGUGCUUAUCCCCAAGGAAGGUCCAUUUGCGGGUGUCCUUGUCGAAAAAGUGGAGGAUCUUGUAUCUAGCAUAUUUCUGCCACUUUACUUUGUUUCAAGUGGACUAAAGACGAACAUAGCUACAAUUGAAGGGCUCCAAUCAUGGGGCCUAUUGGUUUUGGUUAUUUUAACAGCAUGUUUUGGAAAGAUUGUUGGCACUAUUGUGGUGUCUCUUUCUAGCAAAGUGCCUCUCCGUGAAGCUCUUGCACUGGGCUUUCUUAUGAAUACUAAAGGCUUGGUGGAAUUAAUUGUGCUCAACAUUGGUAAAGAUAGAAAGGUUCUGAAUGAUCAAGUAUUUGCCAUUAUGGUUCUAAUGGCUCUCUUCACUACAUUUAUCACUACACCUCUUGUUAUGGCUGUAUAUAAGCCAGCUAGAAGGACAAGAGUUGUUGAUUACAAGCAUAGGACUAUUGAAAGGAAAAAUUCAAAAGCCCAGUUUCGGAUUUUGGCCUGUUUCCAUAGUGCAAGAAACAUUCCAUCAAUGAUUAAUCUCUUUGAGGCAUCUCGAGGGAUUCGGAAAUCUGAAGGAAUUCGUGUAUAUGCUAUGCACCUCAUGGAGCUCUCUGAGAGGUCAUCUGCUAUCUUAAGGGUUCAUAAGGCAAGAAAAAAUGGUUUACCUUUUCUGAAUAAGGGCAGACAAUCAGAUUCUGACCACAUUGUAGUGGCAUUUGAAGCUUUUCAGCAACUGAGCCAGGUUUCUGUAAGGCCAAUGACUUCAAUCUCUUCCAUGGCUGACAUGCAUGAGGACAUUUGCAUCACUGCUGAGAGGAAGAAAGUUGCAAUUAUUAUUCUUCCAUUCCAUAAGCACCAAAGGUUGGAUGGUUCUCUGGAGAUUACUCGAUCUGAUUUCCGAUGGGUGAACCAAAAGGUCCUUGAGAAUGCACCUUGUUCAGUUGGAAUUCUAAUUGAUCGCGGGCUUGGCGGAACCGCUCAUGUAUCUGCAAGUAAUGUUUCCUAUUCUGUUGCAGUCCUUUUCUUUGGGGGCUGUGAUGAUCGCGAAGCCCUUGCUUAUGGGGCUCGUAUGGCUGAGCACCCUGGUAUCAGUUUAGUGUUCAUUCGCUUCUUACUGGAGCCUGAGACGACAGAGAAUCUAGUUAGAGUUGAUGAGGCUGAAAAUUCCAGCUCCCAAUUGAGGUCAACGGAUGAAGAGGUUCUCUCUGAGUUUAGAACAAAAGUAUCUCAUGAUCUCUCCAUAGUAUAUGAAGAGAAAGUUGUGAGAAGUGCUGAAGAAACCAUUUGUGUAAUCCGUGAGGUAAGCCAAGGCUGCAAUCUUUUGUUGGUGGGUCGAAAGCCUGAAGGUGAAGUAGCCUUAGCUUUAAAUAAGAGAACUGAUUGCCCAGAACUGGGACCUGUAGGGAGUUUAUUGACUUCAUCAGAUUUUUCAACAACAUCAGUAUUGGUUAUUCAACAGUAUGGUGCUCUAUUAUCUUUAAAUUUAGCUCCAGAGUCGCAGGAAGACUCGCCUGAAGACGAAGACUUGGAAUCAAAUUAGCUUGCUUCCUGUUAAAUGGUUUGGAUUUGAAUUUUAACCAUAGUUUGUUGUGAUGGGUUGUACUACCAGAUUGUUCCACUCACAAGAAAUAAUUAUGGAAUAAAAGGAUUUCUUAAAUCAGAUAUUCAAUUAUCACUUGGAAUUUAUUUGUCUUUAAUAUAAUACGCCAUUAUGAUUACCGGAUCA
Molecule: messenger RNA, 2609 nt
Organism: Pistacia vera
Lineage: Eukaryota; Viridiplantae; Streptophyta; Magnoliopsida; Sapindales; Anacardiaceae
Product: cation/H(+) antiporter 18-like
Exons: 3
Coding region: 6-2423 (805 amino acids)
Biological process (GO): proton transmembrane transport; regulation of pH
Cellular component (GO): membrane; endomembrane system
Molecular function (GO): antiporter activity
Source: RefSeq, a predicted model, not a curated record